UGCUCGCAGCCCCCCUCGCCACACACCCACACACACUCACCCACCAGCUCGCACAUCCCACUCGGGGCUGUCUCAGCGUGCGCCAUGGCACGUGCGAUAGGAGUCAUCCUCUUGGUCUCUACCUGCCUGCAGUCUUCCUUGCAGAAAGGAGUAGGAGGGCCGUUUGCACCUGCGUUCGGAGGAGGAGGAGCGCAGUACGGCAACGGCGGUGGUGGCAAUGGUUACGGUGGCCCACCAAACCCACAUGCUUUGAAGGCUGGAGGAUAUGGUCAAGGGGCAGGAGCUGGGCUUCCUUCAAGAACAGCUGGCCCUGGGGGGUACGGUCAAGGGGGUGCUGGACCUGGGGGGUACGGCCCAGGGGCAGGAGGUUACGGUCCAGGGGGAGCAAAGGCCGGUAACGGUGCAGGCGCAGGCAGGCCCAAUGGAUACGGCCCAGCGCUAGGAGGGCCAGGGGCAUUUGUGCCCAGGGCAAGGCCAAGUGUGUACGUUGCUGCGCCAAGUAGAGCUAAUGGAUAUGGUCCAGGAGGAAGCAAAGCUGGUGGUCCAGGAGCUGGGGGACCUGGGGGUUAUGGUCCAGGAGCAGGAAGGCCUGAUGGCUAUGCACCAGCAGCAGGCGGGCCUGGUGGCUAUGCACCAGCAGCAGGAGGGCCUGGUGGCUAUGCACCAGCAGCAGGAGGACCUGGUGGCUAUGCACCAGCAGCAGGAGGGCCUGGUGGCUAUGCACCAGCAGCAGGAGGACCUGGUGGCUAUGCACCAGCAGCAGGAGGACCUGGUGGUUUUGGCCCAGCAGCAAGUAAAGCCGGUGGUUAUGGUCCAGGGGCUGGGGGACCUGGGGGUUAUGGUCCAGCAGCAGGAGGACCUGGUGGCUAUGCACCAGCAGCAGGAGGGCCUGGUGGCUAUGCACCAGCAGCAGGCGGGCCUGGUGGCUAUGCACCAGCAGCAGGAGGACCUGGUGGUUUUGGCCCAGCAGCAAGUAAAGCCGGUGGUUAUGGUCCAGGGGCUGGAGGACCUGGUGGCUAUGCACCAGCAGCAGGCGGGCCUGCUGGUUAUGCACCGGCAGCAGGAGGGCCUGGCGGUUAUGGUCCAGCGGCAGGCGGGGCUAAUGGAUAUGGCCCUGGGGCUAGUAAAGCGGCAGGAGGACCCGGCGGUUAUGCACCGGCAGCAGGAGGACCUGGACAGUCUGGUCCAGGGGCAGGAGGAGCAGGCGGGAAUGGGGCUGGAGGUAAGCCUAACGGACAUGCCCCAGCAGCCGGUGGCCAACCUGGCUUUGCACCAAGGCCUAGUGCAUUUGGUCCAGGGUCAGGGGGACCUGGAUCUCAUCCAGGAGCAGGAGCUGGUGGGUAUGGACAAAAGGCAUCUGGCUAUGCCCCAAGGGCAGGGGGACCUGGUGGUUAUGCUCCAGCUGCGAGGAGGCCGAAUGGCUAUGCCCCAGCGGUAGGGAGGCAAAACGGAUAUGGACCGGCGGCAGGGAGACCUGGAUAUGGUCCAAGUUCCGGAGGAGCUGGAGGACCUGCCCCAGGUGACCAGAAGCCAGCAGGUGGCCAGAAGGCAGGUGGUGCUGGUGGGUACGGACCUGGGGCCGGAGGAGCAGGAUACGCGCCCGCAGUCGCAACUCGCUCACAGUUCUACAUGAAGCUCUCCUCUAAGUGUUCCCAAAGGAGACAACUCGUGACCAAUGGCAACGGUGGGUACGGCAGCAACGGUGGCAACGGUGGCAACGGCGGCAACGGCGGCAACGGCGGCAACGGUGGCGGCCGCUCCAACGGCAACGGUGCUGGAGCCAAUGGAGCGAAACCUUAUGGAGGACCUCAGUCGACGCCGACAGCAGCCCUGGGAGGAGGCCCGGGAGGAGCGCCGGGAGAUCACUACGGAGCCAAGGCCGGAGGGGCAGGGGCAGGGCCCGGCCAGGGAAAAGGCCAAGGCUUGGGUUCUCCUGUCGGGGCAGGCCCAGGGAUAGGGGCAGGGGCAGGCCCAGGGGCAGGCCCGGGGGCAGACGCGGGGGCAGGCGUGAAGGCAGCUAAGACAUCCUACGGUGGCAAUGGAUACGGCAAUGGCCAGGGAAAUGGCCACAACAACGGAUAUGAUAAUGGCAAUGCAGAGGAAUAUUCAAAUGCUCAGGCUAUUGUUCAGGUUAAUGGAUAUGCAAACGGUUACAAAAAUGGAGAAAAAGGAUCCACAAAUGGGAAUGGGAAUGCUAAUGGCAAUGGAAAUGGAGCUGGAUAUUCGAAUGGCCAAGCGAAUGGACAUAGCAACGGCCACGCCAAUGGGAAUGGGAAUGGUUAUGGGGCGGCCCCUGCUGAGGCAGGUUACGGGCCAGAGGCUAGUGUAGGUGCCAAGCCAGCCCUCGGUGCCGGCCACGGCUUGGGUUAUGGGCCUGGUGGGGCUGGUUACGGAAAGAGUAAGCAGUACAAGGGCUAGUGGACACGGCGUGACAAAUUCACAUAUUUCACGUGUAACAAUAUUCGCAUGAUCACAUUGAGCAGAAGUGUAGUCUGAACAGUUUCACUGUGAAAGAUAAACACACACACAGUGACACAUCAAAUGCAUUUUGAACAGUGCUGCGGUGUUUAAAUGAAGGUAAAUAUAACUCGGCAUUGCUUCAUCGUUUAUUUCAGCCAUGAAUGCUCCUGGGUAAAUUCCCAGAAGCAUUCUUGCCACAAGCCAAUGGGCAUUUGUCCGCAUUUAAAACAAAAUUAUACUUUAUUUGAUACCUAAAGGCAGUCUUCAAUCCCAGCAGCAUGUGCACAACAAACCCUUUAGAUGUGUAGUGUUCUACAUCGAUAAUCCCCAUGCACGUUUUCCCACGCAGAUGACGGAGUCAGUAGCACAGCACUAUCCCGCAGAUUUAUAUUUUUAGAUAUUUUCAGUUUGAUAUCCAUACAAAACAAAAGCCUGAAAUCCAAAAAGUAUUUGAUAUUUCGAGAAUAAACAUGAAAAGUAAUCCAACAAUAAUGAACCUUAUGGCGGUACCUCGGGGUCCCGAAUAAAUGGAAGUCAAAUCGUAACCCCCCUUGGCGCGGAUCAUUCUGUUGUCGUGUCAUGUCCAAGCGCAGCGGGGAGGACGAAUGCGCAGAAGAAACACAACUUUGAUUAGCGCAUCGUGUAGCGCUGGUCGAGAGGAAUCGAUUUCCGUGCCGUUCGCCUUCAACAGACAUGAAAUGACGUCGCAACGCAGUUCAUGCGAGAGACGGGGGCUGAUGACCUACGGGGUCCCGCCAUAAGGUUCAUAUAUUUGUAAUUUUAUUUUCUUAUUUUUAUUUAUCUGUCUUAAUUACCAUAGUCUCUACGACACAGUAUGGGCCUAUCGUGUUCAGCUCGAAUGGCUUCGGGUAGAUAAUGCAAUCAUGAUUGUUAAAUUUAGCACCCAAAUUGUGCCAACCCGUUUUGUUUUUUAUGGACCGGUUAUAGGCUCUGCGUUACAACCAAAUCCCUCGUGUUUUGACAGUCGGGAAUAUUGCUAGGCUCACAAGUCUCUCGUCAUGUUUUGACAACACUUUAGUUCAACAAACUCGUUACAUUAAUGUGCAUAACGCUGCAACAGAAGAUUAAAUCACAAUUUACAAAGUGACAACGGUAAUGCGUAUAGCGCAGACGUUCAUUGCCGCUGGAGAAUCCUUCCUGGCCCAGAUCACCGUAACCGAUUACACUUCUGAAGAUCUUGCGCUAGAACUAUCCUCAUAAUCCCAGGUGCUGUGUGGGAGCAACCAUUGGCGCUGUGUACAGCGUCGUGGCUUUGUGUCCGUCGGUGUAGUUUUAAAAUUCUACAAACAGUGAGGAUUGGCGCUUUGCUUUAACCUACCCCUUCAGUUACGUCCUUCAGUGUAAGUAUCAGUGCCAUGCAACUGAUGGCUUACAGGGAAGUGAUGUACACCUCUCCAGUUGAGUUUAUUUCUUGUGUCACGAGUGUUGUCGGAAACGUUGUGGGUGUAUGUCUUGAACACUAUCUCGAUGUUACACACACACGUGUUAAGUCAAGCAGUCUCUCAUGAAGGUAGUUUGUCUUUCAAUACUGAAAGGUGCUAUGUUACACAAAACGUGUGAUCGUGUAUGAUGCAAACAUUUAAAAAUUAAAAUUAAUUAAACGUGUGAUUUUUUUUUUAAAUGAACGCAUGUCGAUUACAUUAAGAAUUGUACAUACUGAAUGAAAUGGUAUUCACAUUAAUGAAAGCAACACUUCUUUCAUGAGAGAUGCCAUUAAUUUGGGGGUGCGUUCGGUGCAAAGGUUGUGCCCCUUUGCUCGAGGGACAGACUUGGAGCAGUUGAUUCAUCCGGCAAAACCGGGCCCUGCUCAUUUUUGGUGCUUUUACUCCACAGAAUGUUAUAGCCCUCGUUCAAAAAGACGAGCCACGUUUACUGCUCACGACCGUGACCGGUGAUCCCCCCCCCGCUCCCUGGUGUUGUCUCUAGAGGAAACAUACAGCGAGACGAAUGCAGAUUUGAAAAAAAAUAUAGAUACAUUUCGCCAGUUCUGGUGUUUGCCAGUGACUCCUCUGAUAAAGCAGUGAAUCAUGACUCACACGCGCAUGUGUGCCUCUCACGUGAAGUGCAGUGACUUGAUUGGUAGCAAUGUGUAAAAUCUCUAAAUAAAAGUGUUUGUUUCCAACAACGUCUCAAUAACUUUACUUGUCUCCUGGUACAGUGUUUACACGAUGACUUGGCCACUAUUAUAGUUUCAAAGCUUCCCUGUAUGAUUAUUACCCCAACAAAGUAAACGCAUGAGCACCCCAAACAAUACUCGUUUGGUCAAGCAGACAAGCGCGUUUCAUUCAAUUUAAAAAUAUCCGACCGUGAAACUUACAGCAAAUCACCGUUUGUUAAAUCAUCAUCCCAAAGCACUCUUAUCAUCACGCUACAACGACCAUCAGCAUGAACAUGCGUUGUGCUUGUGACAAGACUGGUGUAGUUCUUCAAGUCGUUUUUAUGACCCUUUUUGAGUCGCAUAAUUAACCGAAAAAGAACCUGAUGAUUCUUGAGCUAUGUGAACGUUUCACGUAGGGAACUGCGUCAUGAAUCAUGGUUAUACUUUGCCGCGCAAAAUAUAAAUCGUUCAAGAUCAUUGGGGACAAUAACGACAAAUGUAGAGGCCAACCAACUUCGGGAACAAGCCGGGUUUAGGAAAGGUUUCUCUACCAUUGAUAACUCGCAGACUAUAUUCAACAGAUUCUGGAAAAGCCCAAUGCAUGUCGAUAUCAUUGCGACGUGCCUCUGUAGACUAGGAAGAAGCAUUCAAGCUCUCGAAACCCAAGGCCUGAAUACGUAAUAUAUAUUUUAAAAUACUAAU
Molecule: messenger RNA, 5281 nt
Organism: Lethenteron reissneri (Far Eastern brook lamprey)
Lineage: Eukaryota; Metazoa; Chordata; Hyperoartia; Petromyzontiformes; Petromyzontidae
Product: mediator of RNA polymerase II transcription subunit 15-like
Source: RefSeq, a predicted model, not a curated record